Scomber scombrus (Atlantic mackerel) is the source of this 4326-nucleotide messenger RNA. RefSeq names its product deltaC (gene dlc). Bases 278 to 2347 code for a protein of 689 amino acids. The record is from RefSeq and is a predicted model, not a curated record. The transcript has 10 exons. Gene Ontology annotation, cellular component: cell surface; plasma membrane; signaling receptor complex. NCBI's taxonomy places the organism in Eukaryota, Metazoa, Chordata, Actinopteri, Scombriformes, Scombridae. Gene Ontology annotation, molecular function: calcium ion binding. Gene Ontology annotation, biological process: Notch signaling pathway; cell communication; axon guidance.
UAUAUAAAGGUGCGCCACGGCGGCUCCAGUCCAGAGUUCAGCAGCUCAGCGGAUCUUUACUCCAGUUUUUUUUUUUUUUUUUCAAAUAUCUUUUUCUUCAUUGAGCCCGCUAACACACACUGACUGCGACUUUAACUUUAACCCUGUUUCAUUUUUUUAAUCCUUCACGGAGACAUUUUCUGUCUCCUUUUGGACUCAUUUUGGAUUUUACGCAUUUUUUGACGUUUCUUUGGACCUCCGGAGCUUUCUACCCAGGACAGCUCCGUGCCGACACGCCAUGGCACGUUUGUUACUACCGUGUCUCUUGCUGUGUGUAUCAGCUCAGACGGCCCUCUCCUCCGGCUUCUUUGAGCUGAAGAUCGACUCCUUCAUCAGCUCCCGCGGUGUCUGUCGUAACCAGCCCCGGGACUGCCAGAUCUUUUUCCGAGUGUGCCUCAAACACUCGCAGGACGUUAUCAACCCGGAGCCGCCGUGCACGUACGGGACCGCGCUCACCGAGAUCUUCGGCGCCGACACCAAAUCCAUCUCAGAGAGCGCGCCCAUCAGGGUGCCCUUUCACUUCAAGUGGCCGGGAACUUUCUCUCUGAUCAUUGAGGCCUGGAAUGCGGAGUCUUCAGGACUGGAGUCUACAGGGAACCAGAACAACCUCAUCAGCCGGCUGGCGACCCGCCGCAAACUGACGGUGGGGGAGGAAUGGUCCCAGGACGUUCACUUUGGCAACCAGAGCGAGCUCCGCUACUCCUACCACGUCAUGUGUGAUGAGAACUACCACGGAGAGGCCUGCUCAGCAUACUGCCGGCCCAGAAACGACACCUGGGGACACUUCACCUGCGACGAUGACGGGAAGCGCCACUGUCUGGAGGGCUGGGAGGGAGAAUACUGCAUUGACCCCAUCUGUGCAGCGGGUUGCAGCACCGACCACGGCUCCUGCGACUCUCCCGGAGAGUGCGUGUGCCGGAUGGGCUGGCAGGGCGAGCGAUGCGACGAAUGCGCCCGACACCCGAACUGCCUCCACGGUACCUGCCAGCAGCCCGGACAGUGCAACUGCAAGGAGGGAUGGGGAGGCCUGUACUGUGACCAAGACCUGAACUACUGCACCAACCACAAGCCGUGCCAGAACAAAGCCACGUGCACCAACACCGGCCGGGGCAGCUACACCUGCGCGUGCCGACCCGGCUUCACCGGCAAAAACUGCGAGAUCGAAACCAACGAGUGCGACAGCAACCCCUGCAAGAACGGCGGCAGCUGCAAAGAUUCGGUGAACGACUACUCGUGUGCGUGUCCUCAGGGCUUCUACGGGAAGAACUGUGAGAUCAGUGCCAUGACGUGUGCCGACGGGCCGUGUUUUAACGGAGGAACCUGCGUGGAGAAUGCUGCCGGCGGCUACAGCUGCCGUUGCCCGCCCAGUUACACUGGCUCCAACUGCGAGAAGAGGAUCGACAGAUGCAGCAGCAACCCCUGCGCUAACGGCGCUCACUGUUUGGACCUCGGUAAUCGCGUCAUGUGUCGCUGCCAGGCGGGCUUCACCGGUUCUCGUUGCGAGACCAACAUCGACGACUGCGCCGGCAACCCCUGCAGCAACGCCGGCACCUGCGUCGACGGCAUCAACGACUUCACCUGCACGUGCACGCUCGGCUUCACCGGCAAGGACUGCUCCGUGCGCACCAGCCUCUGCGACCAGUUCCCUUGUGAGAACGGCGGCAAGUGUUACAUCCACUUCACCGGGCCCGUGUGCCAGUGCCCGCCUGGAUUUAUGGGUGCACGAUGUGAGUACUCGGUGGAGACGACCAAGCCGCCGGUGACGCUGCCUGUGACGCCGCAUGUGAGUGCCGGUUUCCCCGCGGCGCUGGCUGUCGCCUUCGCAUUCGGCCUGGUGACGCUGACUCUGCUGCUGUGCGUCGCCAUCUUCAUCCUGCGUCAGCUUCGGCGCGGCAGAGAGCUGACGGCCAUGUCCACGUCGGUGAAGAACGACCUGGAGACGGUGAACAACCGCAACGCCGUGAUCGGUUGCGGCGGACCCAAUAACGGAGGCUUACCCGGAGCACCGCUGGGCAGCCUGAGAGAGAAGGAAGCCUUCCUCCUCCCUGGAGGACAACUGAAAGUGUCCAACAAGGACGCAGCGCUGGUGGAGAAAGGCGGAGACGGCAUGGGCAUGUUUAAGAAUAAAAUGGCGGACUGUAACCUGGCGAAAGAGGAGCAGCACCUGUCCAAGAACAAGUUUGACCUUAUGAAGUGCGACUCGUCCAUCAUCGUCCCUCCUCUCAGUUUCGCAAAGGAUGGUCUUUAUCACCCGGUGUUCAUCAUCCCGGAGCACAUUGAGCAAUGUGUGUUUGCUACUGAGGUAUAACCUCCAGUUUUCAGGGGAACUUCUAAACGCUGAAGACCUGAAACUCACCCAGAGGAUCUAUUUCUACAUGCAUUAUUUUUAUUUAAUAUUUAUUACUGCUGCUCAACAUGGAGAUAGAAAAAAAAAAAAAGAAAGAAAGGACUUUUUAAAAGAUUUUCUUUUCUGCUUCAAUAUCCUUUUUUUUUUUUUGAUGAUUCUGAGAAGAAAGAAAAAGAGCAGCAGAGGAGAGAAAAGAGAAAAGACUGAAUGUCCGGCGUCAUUUGCACUAUUUUUCUUUUUCUUUUUUUUUUAUACCUUUUUAAAUCUUAAUAUAAUUUUUCUGUCUGUAUUUACUGAAUUUCCUUUUGGAUCAAACAUGAAAGAGAGGACAUUAAGAGUUGGAGCCGUCCAGCCAACCUAGGAAAAAAGAAGACUGGUGUCCUUGCAACGCUCCCUAGCAACGCUCCCCUUAACCUGCGUAUCGUUAAUAAAGUUGUGUUUUUUUAAUCGUAUAUGAACUCUUGGACGAUAUAUCCAGAAUUCGUAGGAGGAAUCGGGUCCCGACAUCGCUGCGCUUUCACACAUGUAACACACAGCAACAGGAGAUCGGAUGUGUCUUCACCUACUGGGAAUACUCUGAUUGGUCGGAGCCUGAGUAGAACCUGCAGGACUCGACCCAAAAAAGGACGCUGCAGAAAAACCAUCGAUAAAUAACCGAAUCUCAUCAUCGUCCCUUCUUCUUUCCCUUCUUCUUCUUCUUCUUCUUCUUCUUCUCCCACCAUCGGAUGUUUCCUGUUCUUCCACCGGUCACAUGAUAGAAACAUCGUCAACACGCCGGCUAACUCGCUGUGAAUCCUGCAGACAGCGACCGUCAGUCCGUUGGGUAACGUUUAGAUGAGCUUAAGGUUGCGGUUGCAUGUGUGAAAGAUGUCAACAAAGGACCAUUUUUAUUUUAGGUCAAACUACCUGAACUUUUUCCUGCAAUUUUAUGAGUGGCUUUUAAAAAAAUGUAUCAUCACAUUGUGGCCUGUUAUUAUAAUAAUAAGAAUAAGAAGAAGAGCAUCCGCCUUAACAAUCAAACCGUCCAAUCCUACAAACUCUGAAGUGCCUCUUCUUGUAAUUUAAAAGAACAAACUGCGACUUCAAAGGACUUAAAGCCACAAUCAGGACAAUCUGUGUCCAGCAUAGAGCCAGUUAAAGGGUUUUUAUAUUAUUAAUUAUAUGUGCAUCUUCAUAAUCAAAAUCCUGUAUUUACGAAGCCCUGUAAGCUUUUUUUUAAAAAAACCCGUCAUCAUGUGUACUGUGACAGUUUUCUUGGUCUUCCCAAUCUGAACGAUGCUUCAGGUGAAUCAGGGAGAGUUCGUACCUCUACGAACUAAUCAGCUGUUUUUCUUCCAUCUUCCAUCUUCACCUCAUGAACAAUAAUCUACAUUUUGACCGUUUUUGUUGGGUUUGUUUUGGUUUGUGACUCCACCUGUUCCCCCUUCUACCCUUCCACUCUUUUAGGGGCUUUUUAUAGAUGUUUAUUUUUCUAUGACACAAAGCAAACUUGGACUUUAUCAACCACGCAGCCAGUAAACAGGAAGCAAUGAAAACACUCUGAUGACUCCACCGCAGCGCCGGGUGUUUUCUUCUUCUAUAUAUAUUUAAAAGAAACUUUUUUUAACAGUGAAGGACUCCAAAGAGCUAUUUUUAAAUUUUUUACCUAAUCCAUUUGAUACCAAAAAUAUGUGUUGUUCCUGUGUAGUUCUGUCUGUGUUUACUAUCUUUGUUAAUUUAAAGAAAAACAAUGCAAUGUGUACAUAUCCUCUCCAGAAGAUAGUUGUUGUUGUUGUUGUUGUUUGUUUUUUUUCCUAUUUAAUUUUUGCCCUUUUGUAAAUAAUUUUGUAUUUAUAAAAAAAAAAAGAAGAGAGAAUUGUAUAUAUAUCUAUGUUAAUGUGCCUAAUGUCUCGGUUCAGAAUCAAGAAAUAUAUUUUUUCAUAAAUAAAUUAGAAAAAUAA